Acipenser ruthenus (sterlet) is the source of this 1237-nucleotide messenger RNA. RefSeq names its product stress-induced phosphoprotein 1 (gene stip1). Gene Ontology annotation, molecular function: Hsp90 protein binding. Lineage: Eukaryota; Metazoa; Chordata; Actinopteri; Acipenseriformes; Acipenseridae. The record is from RefSeq and is a predicted model, not a curated record.
GCCGCCCCCCUCGCCCCUCGGGAGCCAAUGAGGAGCGUGUGUGGGCGGGCCCGGAGGCUGUCCUCUCUUAGUAAGUUCUAGAAGCCUCAUGGUGUGAAGCAGGAGACAUUGAAAAAUAAAAUGGAUAAGGUGAGCGAGUUGAAGGAUCAGGGUAACAAGGCUCUGAGCGCGGGGCGCAUCGAUGAGGCGGUGCGCUGCUACAGCGAGGCGCUCGCCCUCGACCCCGGAAACCACGUGCUGUACAGCAACCGCUCUGCAGCCUUCGCCAGGAGAGGAGAGUACAAGAGAGCGCUGGAGGAUGGGAGCAAGACUGUGGAGAUCAAACCAGACUGGGGCAAGGGUUACUCUCGGAAGGCAGCGGCCCUCGAGUUCCUGGGCCGGUUUGAAGAGGCCAAGACAACCUAUCAGGAGGGGCUGAAGCACGAGCCGACCAAUCAGCAGCUGAAGGAGGGGCUUCAGAACAUGGAGGCGAGGCUCGCAGAGAAGAAGAUAAUGAACCCGUUCUCAGUGCCUGACCUAUAUGAGAAGCUGGGGAGCGACUCUCGAACCCGCGCCCUGCUCUCUGACCCGAGUUACAGGGAGCUGAUCGAGCAGCUGAGGGGCAAGCCAGCUGACCUGGGCACUAAGCUGCAGGACCCCCGGGUGAUGACCACACUGAGCGUGCUCCUGGGCAUCGACCUCGCCGGCGUCGACGAGCAGGAGGAUGAGACUCCGCCCCCGGCCCCGCCCCCCAAGAAAGAGGAGCCGCCCAAACCCAAGGAGGAGGAGUUACCGGAAAACAAGAGACAGGCUCUGCAGGAGAAGGAGCGCGGGAACGAAGCCUACAAGAAGAAGGACUUCGCGGAGGCGCUGAAGCACUACGAGGCGGCCGUGGAGCUGGACCCGGUGAACAUGACCUACAUCUCCAACCAAGCAGCGGUGUAUUUUGAGAAGGCAGAUUAUGUGCGAUGUAGGGAGCUUUGUGAGAAAGCCAUCGAGGUGGGGAGAGAGAACAGAGAGGACUACCGACAGAUCGCCAAGGCGUACGCUCGCAUUGGAAACUCGUUAUUCAAGGAGGAGAAGUACAAGGAGGCGAUUCAGUCGUUCAACAAGAGCCUGACGGAGCACAGGACCCCCGAGGUGCUGAAGAAGAGCCAGCAGGCUGAGAGGAUCCUGAAGGAUCAGGAGAGGCUGGCCUACAUCAACCCUGAGCUGGCUCUGGAGGAGAAGAACAAGGGCAACGACUUCUUCCAGAGAG